Eufriesea mexicana is the source of this 3514-nucleotide messenger RNA. It is a transcript of the gene Strump, whose product is annotated as WASH complex subunit strump. NCBI's taxonomy places the organism in Eukaryota, Metazoa, Arthropoda, Insecta, Hymenoptera, Apidae. The transcript is spliced from 17 exons. Bases 74 to 3514 code for a protein of 1146 amino acids. Gene Ontology annotation, cellular component: WASH complex; endosome. The record is from RefSeq and is a predicted model, not a curated record. Gene Ontology annotation, biological process: endosome fission; actin filament polymerization; regulation of actin nucleation.
GAUUGUUGUCGUUUGUUGCUAAAACGAUGUAUGCAAUUUAUUAAUUUCUUUUAUCCAAAUAAAUAAAUUCAAAAUGGGAGAUUUCUUAGCAUCUAAUAAUAAUUGUGGACAAAAUUUAUUGCGAUUGGUAUCGCGGGGAAAUGCUAUUAUAGCAGAAUUAAUGAGAUUAAAGGACUAUGUGCCACCUGUGUUUAGUUUGGAUUCAAAACAAAUUGUACAAAAAUAUGGAUUAAUUAUAAUUGAUUUUGUUUACUUUAAAUCUGUUAAUACCUAUGAACAAAAGAUAGAGAGUGAUCCAGUACUUCAACAAACAGAUGAAGAAUUACGAAAUAAUUUUUCUGACCUAAUCUCAAGAUUUUAUUUAGCUUUUGAAAGUAUACACAAAUAUAUAACAGACUUAAAUUUUUAUAUAGAUGAAUUAGGAGAUGGAAUAUAUAUUCAUCAAUCUAUAGACAUAAUUAUGCUUAACGAAGAAGGAAGACAAUUAAUGUGUGAAGCAGUAUAUUUAUAUGGAGUUAUGUUACUUUUGGUAGAUUAUCAUUUUGAAGGAUGUAUUAGAGAAAGAUUACUUGUAUCUUAUUAUCGAUAUAAUGCUCAACGUUCAUCCUCUACAAGUGUAGAUGAUAUAUGUAAGUUGUUACGUUCAACAGGAUUUUCUAAAGUUUCUAAUAAACGACCUGCAAAUUAUCCAGAGGAAUAUUUUAAAAGGGUACCAUUAAAUGAUUCCUUAAUUGAACAUAUUAUUGGACGUCUACGUUCUGAUGAAAUAUAUAAUCAAAGCCUAGCUUUUCCACAUCCAGAGCAUCGUAGCACUGCUCUUUCUAAUCAAGCUUCAAUGUUAGUCAUAAUUUUAUCAUUUAAACCAACUAUGUUACAUACUCAUACAGCUUUAAUGAGGGAAAUCGUGGAUAGAUUUUUUCCUGAUAACUGGAUGAUAAGUAUUUAUAUGGGAAUAGUAAUAAAUUUAUGUGAUUGGUGGUCACCAUAUAAAGCAGCAAGAACAGCACUUAAUAAUACUUUGGAAUCAUCAAAUGUUAAAAUAAUUGCACAAAGUUAUGGUCAGAAAAUGAAGAAAUUAAUUUCUGAAACAGAAGAAGUGCAGUUAGCAGUAACUUUAGAUGAGAAUGCAAUAGGUUCCUUGGUAAAAUUAGUAAGGGAAUGUAAUGUAACAUUACAUUGGAUACUUUUACAUACAGCAACAUCAACUGUAUCAUUAGAAGAUUCAAAACGUUCGCGUAUGCUUAGACAGUUAGUAGUAACUGAAAGCAAAUAUACUACAUCUGAUUGUCUACAGUUAUUACUAAGUACUGCUCAGAUUGAGCAAGGUGUUAAGCAAUUAUAUAAAGAUUUAUUAUUUGGCAAAGAAACCAAGUGGCUUAGAGAUAAAGGAACAUGUGUUGAACGUAUAACAGAUCUUGCUCAAAUAUUCGGUGGUAAUAAAUCACUUGAUGGUAUUGAAAGGAAUCAAAACCUAUAUGCUUGGUUUAUGGAGAUAUGUAAACAUAUUGAUUCAUUGCAACAAGAAGAUGGAAGAAAAAUAGUACAAUUGCUACAGGCAUUAGAAGAAGUGCAAGAAUUUCAUCAAUUAGAAAAUAAUUUGCACAUAUCACAAUAUUUAGCUGAUACACGGGAAAUAUUGCAUAACAUGUUACGCACAGGAAGCAUAACUGAAGAUACUAUGAUAAGUUUAAAUAUAGUGACAGAUUGUUGCUAUGCAUGGAAUGUAAUGGAAUCAUUUAUUGAUACAAUGCAAGCUAGCAUAAAAGAAAGCCCUCCUACUGUAAUAAAAUUGAAAGCACUCUUUUUGAAAAUGGCUUCUGCUCUAGAGACUCCUUUGUUAAGAGUAAAUCAAGCACGCAGUGCAGAUUUGUCAUCAGUAUCACAAUACUACAGCAGAGAAUUAGAAAAAUAUGCAAGACGUGUCUUACAAAUAAUACCUGAAACUGUAUUUGGUUUACUUGCUGAAAUUGUACAUCUUGAAACUAAUGCUUUUAAAGAAAUUCCUACUAAAUUGCCAAAAGAUAAAUUAAAAGAUUAUGCACAACUGGAUAAUAGAUUAAAAAUGGCUAAGUUAACAUAUGCAGUAUCAGUAUUUACAAAGGGAGUGUUAUCUUUAAGAAGUGUUCCAUUAGGUGUGUUAAAGGUUGAUUCUCAUCGUCUUUUGGAAGAUGGGAUACGACAAGAACUUGUAAAGAAAGUAACAUUAGCUUUAGAUAAUGGCCUUGUUUUUGAACCAAAAUCAAAAGUGCCAUUAUUACAAAAACUGCAUAAUUUAGCAGCAAUCAUGGAUGGUUAUCGAAAAUCAUUUCAGUAUAUUCAAGAUUAUAUAAAUAUUAAUAGCUUAAAAAUAUGGCAUGAAGAAAUAACAUAUAUCAUAAGUAAUGCAGUGGAAGAAGAAUGUGUAGGUUCGCCCUGGACUUCGGAAAGAUCGUGGAGAUAUUUUCAAGAUGAAAAACAUGUUUCUAUUUUGGAUAAUAAUUCUAUAACUUUUAUUGGUAGACUUGCUCGUGAAUUAUUUCGAAUCACAGAUCCCAGAAUGACUGUCUAUAUUGAACAUUCUCUUGCCUGGUAUGACCUUAAAACUCAAACAGAAGUAAUAAAUUAUAAAAUUUUUUCAAGAACAUUGGAAGCAAUUGGUACACCUGGUUUAACUGGACUUGACAAACUUAUUUCAUUUUACAUUAUUACUGAAUUAAAUAGUAUGAUACACUACAUAGAAAAAAAUAUUCAUAAUAAAAUAUGGUCAUCCACAAUUGAUUAUUUUGAUGCGAUAUUGAAUUCUGUGGAUAUUCCUAGAGGUAAUAUAUUAUCAAAACUUCACAACUCUAUUACUACUCAAACAAGUAAAUUUUGUCCACAACUGCUUGAAUGGGUAUUAAAAGUUGGACAUUAUCAACUACUAAAGAAAAAAAUAGCAUAUGAAUUAAAUACAGCUUGUAAAUUUGAAGCAAAGCAUAUGGAGGCAGCACUUCGAACAUUAAACACAGCUAUAUUAUUUGAAAUUAAUAAGCAAAAUACUACUGAACAAACUGAAACUGAGAGAAAUGAAUUAUUACAUGAACUUAGUAUCAGAUUAGAUUGGGCUGGUAUAAGUAAUCCCCAUAAUAAUGUUUAUAUUAAAUCACCAAAUAUAAAUAAUAUUGCACUUAUAAUGUUUUUACUUACUGUAUUACAAUUACCCAAACUACAUUAUUGUAAAAAUACAGGAAAUCUUUUGAGUAAAAAAUCUCAAGAUCCUCUUGAUGCUGUAGUUUUUGUUAUUGGAAUACAAACUAUUUUACGACAAUAUACAUUUUCUGCAAUGACACGUUAUGUUAAAUACCUGUCUAUAUAUGUUCUUUCAUGUGUUACCUCAGAUAGCGUAAAAGCAGGAGGUGACGGAGAAUCUGAAGGAUCUAAUACUUUACACAUUCUAGAAUUAUUUACAAAGUAUUCAGGUAUAUCUCGCUCAUUUAUGCUUAAAGAAAUACCUAUUAUUGUUAUGGAUCAUUUCCAAGCAAAAACUACUAAAUAA